Molecule: messenger RNA, 2315 nt
Organism: Lepus europaeus (European hare)
Lineage: Eukaryota; Metazoa; Chordata; Mammalia; Lagomorpha; Leporidae
Gene: SHKBP1
Product: SH3KBP1 binding protein 1
Exons: 18
Coding region: 34-2148 (704 amino acids)
Biological process (GO): protein homooligomerization
Molecular function (GO): protein binding
Source: RefSeq, a predicted model, not a curated record
GUGAGUGCAGGCCGGCUGGCUCGCCCGGGGACCAUGGCUGCGGCGGCGGCUGCAGCGGAGGGGGUCCCGGGUCGGGGUCCUCCCGGGGAAGUGAUUCAUCUGAAUGUGGGGGGCAAGAGGUUCAGUACCUCUCGCCAGACUCUCACCUGGAUCCCAGACUCCUUCUUCUCCAGUCUUCUGAGCGGACGCAUCUCCACGCUGAAAGACGAGACCGGAGCGAUCUUCAUCGACAGGGACCCCACCGUCUUCGCCCCCAUUCUCAACUUCCUGCGCACCAAAGAGUUGGACCCUAGGGGUGUCCAUGGUUCCAGCCUCCUCCACGAAGCCCAGUUCUAUGGGCUCACUCCUCUGGUUCGACGCCUGCAGCUGCGGGAGGAGUUGGAUCGAUCUUCCUGUGGAAAUGUCCUCUUCAAUGGUUACCUGCCCCCACCAGUGUUUCCGGUGAAGCGGAGGAGCCGGCACAGCCUGGUGGGACCCCAGCAGGUAGGAGGGCGCCCAGCUCCUGUUCGCCGGAGCAACACGAUGCCCCCUAACCUGGGCAACGCGGGGCUGCUGGGCCGGAUGCUGGAUGAGAGGGCCCCUCCCUCUCCAUCAGGGCAACCCGAGGAGCCGGGGAUGGUACGGCUGGUCUGCGGACACCACAACUGGAUCGCUGUGGCCUAUACCCAGUUCCUUGUCUGCUACAGGCUGAAGGAAGCCUCUGGCUGGCAGCUGGUGUUCUCCAGCCCCCGCCUGGACUGGCCCAUCGAGCGCCUGGCGCUCACAGCCCGCGUGCCCGGCGGCGCCUUGGGCGAACACGACAAGAUGGUGGCCGCAGCCACGGGCGGCGAGAUCCUGCUGUGGGCCCUGCAGGCAGAAGGCGGUGGCUCGGAGAUAGGGGUCUUCCAUCUAGGGGUGCCAGUGGAGGCCUUGUUCUUUGUGGGGAACCAGCUCAUCGCCACGAGCCACACAGGGCGCAUCGGGGUGUGGAACGCUGUCACUAAGCACUGGCAGGUGCAGGAGCUGCAGCCCAUCACCAGCUACGACGCGGCCGGCUCCUUCCUCCUCCUGGGCUGCAACAACGGCUCCAUCUACUACGUGGACGUGCAGAAGUUCCCCCUGCGCAUGAAGGACAACGACCUCCUGGUCAGCGAGCUGUACCGCGACCCGGCGGAGGACGGGGUCACCGCCCUCAGCGUCUACCUCACCCCCAAGACCAGCGACAGCGGGAACUGGAUCGAGAUCGCCUACGGCACGAGCUCCGGGGGCGUGCGGGUCAUCGUGCAGCACCCCGAGACGGUGGGCUCGGGGCCCCAGCUCUUCCAGACCUUCACUGUGCACCGCAGCCCGGUCACCAGGAUCAUGCUGUCCGAGAAGCACCUCAUCUCAGUCUGUGCAGACAACAACCACGUGCGCACGUGGUCCGUGACCCGCUUCCGGGGCAUGAUCUCCACCCAGCCCGGCUCCACCCCGCUCGCCUCCUUCAAGAUCCUGGCUCUGGAAUCGGCCGACGGCCAUGGCGGCUGCAGCGCUGGCAACGACAUCGGCCCCUACGGCGAGCGGGACGACCAGCAGGUGUUCGUGCAGAAAGUGGUGCCCAGCGCCAGCCAGCUCUUCGUGCGCCUGUCAUCCACGGGCCAGCGGGUGUGCUCCGUGCGCUCCGUGGACGGCUCGCCCACCACCGCCUUCACCGUGCUCGAGUGCGAGGGCUCCCGGCGGCUCGGCUCGCGGCCGCGGCGCUACCUGCUCACCGGCCAGGCCAAUGGCAGCCUGGCCAUGUGGGACCUGACCACCGCCAUGGACGGGCUCGGCCAGGCCCCUGCGGGUGGCCUGACCGAGGAAGAGCUAAUGGAGCAGCUGGAGCAGUGUGAGCUGGCCCCCCUGGCCUCCUCGCGGGGCUCCCUCCCCAGCCCCUCGCCCCGCGCCUCUCUCACCAGCCUACACUCAGCUUCCAGCAGCACCUCCCUGUCGGGCCGCCGCGGGAGCCCCAGCCCCCCGCAGGCAGAGGCCCGGCGACGAGCCGGAGGCAGCUUCGUGGAGCGGUGCCAGGAGCUGGUGCGGAGCGGGCCAGAGACCCGACGGCCACCGACCCCAGCCCCUCGGCCCUCCACGGGGCUCGGGGCACCCCUCACGUCCCCCAAGAAGCAGCUCAAUGAAACCUCCUUUUGAACACAGUGAGUGCCUUCGGAGACCUCGGUCCCGGGGAACUCAGUGCUUCCCUGCUUCCUCCCGGGGCCCUGGGUUCGGGGCCAGGGUCUCCUUGGAUUGGUCAUUGUUACUGGAACCCCACUGCCCCCUUCUGUGGGAGCCGCUGUCACCUCAAAUAAAGUCCUCAC